AUGCAGAAAUUACGUUCGGAAAGUGUUUUGCAGAACUCUGAAUGCGAAAAGGAUAAUAUUGAUUUGCCUAGUACUAGUGCUUGUACAAUAGAUAAUAUUGAAACUGCGACUAAUGCUUCUAUUGUAGAUGACUUUGAAGGACCGUCUUCUUACCAGGCAGAGUUACAGGGCGAUGUUGAAAGAAAUGAUUAUUCUUCUCUUUCAGAUAGCGAGGAUGAUGAUAUAACUGAAGUUUUUGAUGCAAGACAAUUUUUAGCAGAGUGGGCUGUGAAUUAUCAGAUACCUCAUAAUGCUGUAUCUGCACUACUUAAAGGGCUAAAACUUCAUGAUUGUUUCAGUGAUUUACCAGCAGAUAGUAGAACACUUCUGAAAACAAAAAGGACUGCUGUAUCAAAAGUUGUAAGUCCAGAAAUGCAAUCACCUGCAAGAACUGAUGAACACUUUCGAAGCUUAGAAGAUGAAGACUACCACAAUGGCUAUACGAGAUUGCUUGAAAUACCGUACAUUGGUUUAGUUACUAAUGUACCACUUGACUAUAUGCAUUUGAUUUGUUUAGGAGCUGUUAAGAGAUUGAUGCUUUUGUGGACUGAAGCUUAAAGAUUUAUAUACCCAAGGAAUUUGCUAGGAAGCCUCGAUCAUUGAAAUAUGUGAGAUCAUGGAAAGCUACAGAAUUUAGACAAUUAUUAUUGUAUAGUGGUCCAGUAGUUUUGAAAUCU
This is a messenger RNA of Ctenocephalides felis (cat flea), 716 nucleotides long. RefSeq lists its product as uncharacterized. The record is from RefSeq and is a predicted model, not a curated record. The coding region runs from base 1 to 597 and encodes 198 amino acids. The transcript is spliced from 3 exons. NCBI's taxonomy places the organism in Eukaryota, Metazoa, Arthropoda, Insecta, Siphonaptera, Pulicidae.